Molecule: messenger RNA, 1506 nt
Organism: Leptomonas pyrrhocoris
Lineage: Eukaryota; Euglenozoa; Kinetoplastea; Trypanosomatida; Trypanosomatidae
Product: putative mitochondrial KREPB7 (KREPB7)
Exons: 1
Coding region: 148-1506 (452 amino acids)
Source: RefSeq, a predicted model, not a curated record
AGUGUGUGUGGGGAGAGACGCGUAAUUCAAUCAAUACGGAAAGCGAGCCCGGCGUGCAGUCUAGUACUCAAGCACCACCAAACAAGAAAUCGUUAAACUACGCAAAAGAAAGCAAAGGAAGUGCUUUACCUAUCCACUCUGGCGACGAUGCUUCGCGCAGGCGCCAGUCUUGCGGUGCGCCUUGCGAUGACGGUCGCACGGACGCCCAGCACCGACAACAACGUCAUCAAUGCAGCAGCGGGAGACGGCACACCCUCACCGUCCAUCUCGUCCUACGCGACCGAGGGCGGCAGCGUCCCCAUUUACUCGAUGCUGCACGGCCGCAUUCAACGGCGCAACUGGGUCGUCCGCAACCCGCACUGGUGCGACCUGUGCAGUGAGCCGAUAGGGCAGUGGGUGAACCACAUCGGCCGCAAAGACCACGCCCUGAUGGACUUCCACUACACGAACAUGGUGGAGUGGCCUCGGCGGUGGAAUCCCGAGGAGCUCCUUAAGGCCUUCCAGGAGAGCCUUGGCGUCGACAGCAUCGAGCCUUUCCAUCGGCUCUUCUCCGUCGAGGACCAGUACAACCGCAACGAAGUUUACGCCAUGCUGGCGAAACUGGAGGAGGCAGGGAUGCUCUACUUCGGGGAAACGCGCGACACCUAUCUGCACAUCAUGGUGGGUGGUCUGCGUGGCAUGGACCAUCAGGGGGCGCUCGUGCUGCACGAGUGCCUCUUUGCCCCCUUUGCCCGCCUCUACCCGGAGGCGCACAUUCAGGACUACUCCAACCUGGUCGACUUCAUCACCUGUUCCUACAACAUGGAGACGGUGUACGACAUGUGUGGCAUGUUCACCUUGGAUAAGGUGGCGCUGCGGUCCCAGCUCGGGCCGAGCUCGCCGGCGGCCAUGGGACUGGGCGGCAUCGCAACGAGCUCCUCUGCGUCGUUCGGCUACAAGAACGAGUGCGCUGUGGCGUCGCCGUCCCCCUCCGCAGCUGCGACGGCAGCGACGACAGUGCUGAGCUCGCGGCAGGCGCAGAUGCAAUCCGCCAAGGCGGAGCGGGAACGCGAGAACAUGGAGGACGAGGCGUUCUCUCGUAAAGCCACCUUCGUGCGUCAAGUCCUGGGCCAGCUGCGGUGGCUACUGAUGCCGGAUCAGGUUCACCCAGCCGGGUACACGUUUCCCGAGCACGUCAUUACGCUAGGGGAGCUGUGCUUGAAGGCGCUGGUGGUGCAGAUUGUGGCGGCGCGUGUGGUGGAGUACCAGGUGCGGAUAGAGCCGGUGUGGCACAACUGUGGCUUUGAGCGGCGCAAGCUGAACGUGGCCGCCGUGGCGUCCAAAAGCGCGGACGUUACGCCUACGCUCUUCAGCUACUCGCAUCGCCCCGUGCCGCCGAAAAUUGGGGAAUUUUACUCGAACCACUCUUCGAUGCUGGACGACUACGUGGCGAAGAGACUGACACGCAAAGGGCUACCAGUGCCGGAGGCGUUUCAGCCUUCCAGCAAAUGCCGCGCCGCCGCUUGA